AGUACAAGCACUAUAUAAAUAGUAGUUUCUUCGUGUUGGUCGUACUAACCUACAACUACCUGCUACUAUAAUAAAUAACGACCAAAUAUAAGCAGUGUUGGUCGUAACCUAGUACUGCUGCAACGAGGAUAACGUCGAGCAACCAGAUAGUGCCAUCAAAGAUGAAAAAAAUUGUGUGCGACCACUGUGGCCGCCAGCACAGGUGGUCUCGCAAGAAAGGCUCGCUACAACCUCAGAGGUUCUGCCAGUUUUCUCGAAAAUCAGGUUUCUUGCCCCAGCUGUGGCGGCUCUGCUCAGAAGCCCGCCUAAGAAGCACCCAUAAGCAGUACUUCUUCAAUUAAUCAGAACGCUGGUGCUGAUCAUGCCGAUUCACCGAAGAGCAGUACUUCUUCAACUGUCUC
Molecule: messenger RNA, 401 nt
Organism: Amoebophrya sp. A25
Lineage: Eukaryota; Dinophyceae; Syndiniales; Amoebophryaceae
Source: the annotation of a GenBank genome assembly